GUCGUGCUUCCUGCCUUUGCGAGAGAGGGGACGGUGCUGACGGCUGGGAGGACGAAAGGAGAGACAAGAAAGCUUUAGGGAAGCUAUAAGAGAGAGGGGAACGGCCCAGGUUUCCACCGUCCGUCGGGAUCUAAACACCCCCAUUAUCUGUAGCUGCUGAAUCUGUCACCGAAUCGGCGCUGAAGAUGUCUACCAUUCGUCAGCUGAGCGAGAGCAGGGCCAUCCCGACCAGGACGGUGUUGAUCAACGACACAACGCAGCUACCUCAUGACUAUUGUACCACCCCUGGAGGCACUUUAUUUUCUACCACUCCCGGAGGAACCCGGAUCAUCUAUGACCGUAAGUUCCUGCUGGACAGGCGUAAUUCUCCCAUCGCCCAGACUCCCCCUGCUCACCUGCCGGUCAUCCCCGGGGUGACCAGCCAACAUGUCCUGAGCGAGAACAAGAAGAACGAAGCCAACAACCACAUCAACAACCGUGAUGGCAAGCCUGCAACUGGUGAUGAUGCCCAGUUUGAAAUGGACAUCUAACUAAUUGGAACCUCACCAACAGAAGAAAAUGACCUGGCAUUACACUUGCCAGAGGCUUGGCUUGUAGAAACCAAUGUUGUGAGCCCUCAUGGCAGCCAUCUUCUUUAGCUCUCUGUCUCGCUGCUGGAUGUAAUGUGUGUGUGUGUGUGUGUGUGUGUGUGUGUGUGUGUGUGUGUGUGUGUGAGUGUGUGUGAGUGUGUGUGUGUAUACUUCGGGGAUUCAGUACAUCAUACAUACAGGUUAAACUCUGCGUGGCCCUGGAAGCUAGGUUUAUUUGUAUUGGUUUCCAUGCUUAAGAGUCACUACCACACAGCUGGGAGCUGGCCUGAACAUUGAUUACCCAGACAGAUUGUCCAUUUGGUAGAUUGCAGUGCUCAUACAGCUUUCUGCAAGUCAAGAUUAUAAACAGAGCACACUGUACAUCCGAUAAUAUUCCAUAAUAAUUAAGGGACACUGUGUGGAAUAAGUGGCAAUUUUAGGACCUGGCCUUAGAAUCACUCAAAAGCUUUGAUAUUCAUCGCAGUCUUUGGUUUGGAAGACCCUUGUGAGCAUGUUUCUUUAAGUGAUUUAGUUUUUUUUGGAACUACUUGAAAAGCUCCACAAUCUAAUAUUGGUUGUUUGGUCUGUUUGGUUUCCUGUGAUGGUCUGUAAAGGGAUGCUGUGUUGUGUUUAUUUAGCAAAAAAGGUGAAGUUGUCAUGCCAUUCCAAGAUGUAAGAAUCCUUUACCAACACAGUUUUCAGUUUUCAGGGGUAAACUUUUCUUAUGAACGAACUUAAGGCUACGGUUUUGAUUGCUUUGUAAUAAUCAAAAGUUUCUAUUUCCCCCCCAAAAAAUAAGCUCAUUGUAAAUCUGAAACAAGCGUAUCAGUUACAGAAAUACUUAGGGUAGGUAACCCCCCCUAACCUUAACCCUUCAUUAUAGAAUAACAGUAUCAAGACACACAAUCAAGCUCAAAUGUGACCUUGUUAUGAAUCUUUUUAAACCUUUCUCUCCUGCCACAAAGAGUUUCUACGCUUUCUUUCAGAUUUGAGGGUUACUUUUGGUUUAGGCAAGAGAUUAGUUUUCACAAUUCCAACAUGAAUUCAUUUGAAACUUUGCCACAUCUGCCGGGUGUUUUUAAAUAUUCAGAGCAUUUAGAAUAUUGUGGAAAUGGUUUAUAGUCCGAUGCUCAUUUUCUGGGUGAACUGAAAUGAUCCAGAUGUUUUAUAUGCAUUUUAUUUUUGAAUACAGUUUUUUAGUAUUGAGGGUAUUGGUUUGGGUACAAGCACUGUCAAGCCUUGGAAUUUAUUUUAAGUGUCAUGGAGUUUGGAAGACAUUGUUUGCAUGAUGUUUGACAGAUGCUGUCCAUGAUCUACACAUCUGUCCCCAGUGUCCUUCAUGUAUCCUUUAUAGUUCAUGUGUCAUGCCUACCCAUGCCUUACUUCACAUCAAUGCAGUGUAAGACUUGGUUCCUUGUCGUCAAUUUGUACUUUCAAACAGAUUUUUAUUUUUUCACUGUAACAUUGAACAGGUAACAUUGUAAUCAGCAAUUGAACAAAACCAUUUUUUGACCUAAUUCAUUUCUUCAGAAAGCAGCUGUGAAGUUUGAAGUUUGAUGACGUAAAUCUCAUGUUUUGAGUUUUCAGUUCAGAUGGCAAUGUGGCCACAUGUUCCUGCAAUCCCAACAAUAUGUUGGGAGUUUUUUACACCACAAUGACAGUCCUGCCUGAUUAUUAUACUGAUAUACACCAGAUGCAGCUGGGCAAAUAAAUCUCCACGAAUGUCCUGUUUUUCAGUUGUAUGGCUGGACUCACUGAAUGGAUGAAUUGAUGUCUAUCGAAGAUUUUCCUUUUUUUCUUUUUGGCUCUGUCAUUCAUUCAUGGUCAUGUUUGCUGACCAACACUUUGAGGGAUUGUUUUGAACCCAUUUUGCAUUGCACAUUUUAAAGCGGUAAAACUCUUUGUAUCUGGCAUCAUAAUUCAGAAUUUCAAAUCUGUUUGGUUUGACAAUGAGGGCUUAACAUUGUUUGCUGACAGAGAUUUGAAAUAAAAAUGACUGUAACGUUCUGUUCUGAUUUUGAAUAACUUCAAAUGAAACUGCAAUGCCACUGGACAUUGUUGCUGCAAGAUCAAUAAAGUUCCGUAACAAAUAAA
Labrus mixtus (cuckoo wrasse) is the source of this 2663-nucleotide messenger RNA. It is a transcript of the gene eif4ebp2, whose product is annotated as eukaryotic translation initiation factor 4E binding protein 2. Gene Ontology annotation, molecular function: eukaryotic initiation factor 4E binding. Gene Ontology annotation, cellular component: cytoplasm. Lineage: Eukaryota; Metazoa; Chordata; Actinopteri; Labriformes; Labridae. Bases 186 to 530 code for a protein of 114 amino acids. The transcript has 3 exons. The record is from RefSeq and is a predicted model, not a curated record. Gene Ontology annotation, biological process: negative regulation of translational initiation.